AUGCCCAAUCGAAUGACUCAUCAUAUUACUUCACCGUACCAGCAAGAGCAAUGCCCCGUGCGCAACAGCCGAGUGAUCCGUGACUCCAAGGAUGAACCCAAAUCGAAACGGACCAAAUCGGGGCCUUCUCUUCUUCGACAAGAAACUCAAAGGGAAACCGGGUUGCUGGAGGAAAAGGAAAAGCAUAGGAUGAAAGCACUUUGCUUGCCGCUCUUGACCGGUUCAAAGGGCAGGCUGAAGGAUGCGUGUGUCGAGGGACCUUCAAGCAACCGCGUGGGUGCAAAGCCCAAAGAAACGGGUGAGGAUGGCGAGCAGGCUGCACUUGAGGUUGAUAAUGAUACUAGUUGGAUGAGCCAUCGACUGGAGUUCCCUAAGGACGACGAGGCUGGGGCGCAUCGUGCUGAACAUGAUUACGAGGUCAUCGAUCCUCGAGCCAAGGCGCGAGAAAUACGCGAGGAGGAACAGGAACGAAAGAGGUCACGACGGUAUUCACCCAAUACCAGUAAGAUUCUUGCAGGCUUAAAAAUCACCCUGGCAAGAGUCGGCCUCUGCCAAUUGUCUCGCCAACCCUCGGCUCCCCAGCCAACGGGCUCCCCAACAUCGCAGUUUGCACAGGGAAUCAGUGUCAAGCCCUUGAAGCGUUUGGCGGGUCCGUACCGAUGGAUGACUUUGUUGGGCCGGGAGGGAUUUCGCUGGCUUGAGGCUGAUUUUGUGUGGGCGAUACGUUGGCACUCGCUCCUGGAGCCGGAGCAGGUGAGAUUUGUUCUGCAAGAUUCGUCGGGGGAGGGAAGAAUUGGCCCCGACCCAAUCUUCCCGUACUCAUCGGUAUGCUGGGUCGGCGCCGGAUAUGUGUGGUGGGUGCUGUACCGCAGGGUGCAGUGGAAGUGGAACAUGUUGAGCCGACGAUUGUCUCUGAGCUCGGGAGAUGUUCCAGAACGCUGUCCACCAUCUGCAAAAAGCACAUACUGGCUGGGAUUAAGCGAAUGCGCACAUCUCGGACUGGGUUGA
This is a messenger RNA of Cantharellus anzutake, 1008 nucleotides long. RefSeq lists its product as uncharacterized. The coding region runs from base 1 to 1008 and encodes 335 amino acids. NCBI's taxonomy places the organism in Eukaryota, Fungi, Basidiomycota, Agaricomycetes, Cantharellales, Hydnaceae. The record is from RefSeq and is a predicted model, not a curated record. The transcript is spliced from 5 exons.